CAUAUGGCGCCCAGUAUAUCAUGCGCUGAUGAAAAGCAGGAUCGUCACAAGGAUAAAAAUUAACUUCCAACGACAACAUGCUCGUAGCAUCACUGUUCACUGUCGUGCAUGAUGCGGGUCGUACUGCGGUGCCCUGAAGUACUACGCUAGUUACCACUGGGUUGUCACCAUGAGACAGCGACCAACUGGUUUGUGGCUUAGCAUGCUCUUACAAUCAUCAACUUCAAUAACUUACGGCAAGGGCAAAAACUCGUCACAUAUAAACAAGAGCUUAGACAUGGCGUUGUACCCAUAUAUCGGCCAACAAGGACGCUUGGAAAUGUUUAACCGCAGCCCGAACAAUGCACGCCUAUUAUGUCAAUAAGGUCCCUACCAGUGGCUGUGGCGGCAUCAGUUAUCUUCAAGAUCCCUUAUACAAAAGAGCGGCUGAUGGCGACCAAUUUCAUGUCAGAAUCUAGGUUCGAAGGGACAAAGCCUUACCAGUGGCACUUGAGUGGCACGCCUUAUAUCUUCCUCUGCAGAAACCUCGCAGGUACCGCCUUGCUUCACCCAGCGACGUCGCACGUCGCCUUUCUCGCGUACCUACACCCCGCCAAGAUGAAGACAAGCCGUAAGCAUAAGACGAAGAAGUCUAAGCAGACGCAUACACAUACGGGCUCUGACGGAGCCCAGCCCCCGCCCCCUCAGCCUCGUGAACUCCCGCCCGAGCUAUGGUCGCUCGUUUUCGCGAAUGUGGACGACUGCGAUACCCUUCUCUCAUCCAGCCUCAUAUGUCGAGUGGCUCACAGAGAAGCCGACCCGUACCUGUACAGGGUGAUCGUCUUGAAGCGGUGGCGAACCCGGCAUAUUCUGGCUAUACAUUCCGCGCUCCAGGCUUCAGUGCGACGUGCACGCAUGGUGCACGCGCUAGAGAUCCACAGCGCGAAAAGUCGAGUCAAGAAGAGGGCGGUUGCAGCGCUGGUGGAUAUAUUCCGCAUAGUUCCGAAUUUGAAGGGACUCGCUUUGACUUUGUUCGACGACACCAACUCGACAAGACUCUUGCCUGUGCUGGAACAACUUGGGGCCCUGUGUCCGUUCCGACUCCGUGUCCUCGACACAAACGCACCAUUCACACCGGAGAUCGUCAAGUUGUUUGCACAACAGCCAGACAUCACUUUCCUUCAAUGGAACAGCGUGAGCGGCACCGAGCCUGUACCUCGCAUCCCGGCUACCGCCCUCAACCACCUCAAGUAUCUGAGCUGCGAGACAGGAUACCAUCCUUUCGCUCGCUCCGCACGUGGCAUCACGCACCUCGCAGUCGGAAUGCUUCCCCAAAGAGAGAUCGACGAGAUACUCUACUUGCUCGGCGACCAACUGAUCAGCUUCAAGAUGGCUGAGAGCCGCAUCGGGGAGGAUGAAGAAACCAUUCCUGCCGUCGCAUUCCGCCGCGGUCUUCCCAAAUGUCUGAAGUACCUCGAGGUUCGCGACGUGAUUGGGUUCCACUUUGGUCGCCGGGUGCCGACGCUCACGAGCAUGGACGUCUAUGACACCCGGCCUUUCUUGCGGCCCGGCCUGACGCUGGAGACUUUCGUCUGGGAGGCAACGUGGAUGCGCCCCUUCCCAUUGUUGCAGGAGGAAAUCCAGCAAUUCGCAGAGGACGUCGCGGUGGCCUGUCGCUCGUUGCGAAGGUUCAUAUUUUAUGGCGAGAUGAACGAACCGAUGAUGUAUGAACUGCGGGAAGGCAAAGUGAUGGACCGAGUCAGACUACCAAGUUACCCAGAUGACGAGUGGACAAGAGUCGCAUAAUGAUGAAGCGUAGAAUAU
This is a messenger RNA of Fomitopsis serialis, 1803 nucleotides long. RefSeq lists its product as uncharacterized. Lineage: Eukaryota; Fungi; Basidiomycota; Agaricomycetes; Polyporales; Fomitopsidaceae. The record is from RefSeq and is a predicted model, not a curated record. The coding region runs from base 355 to 1785 and encodes 476 amino acids. The transcript is spliced from 3 exons.